AUGGCCGGCGCCCGAGCUGCCGGUCGGUGGGCGUGCAAUCAGAGCCCGACAGGGAACAAGGGCCGACACGAGAGCUUCGUGGGAACCGAAUUCGACUGGCACAAUGCACCCCACGAUGCGGAGCUGGCGGCGGCGGCGCGCGCUACUCCAAAACCAAGGCAAAGCUCCGGGCAGGGGCAAGAUCUAAACGUCACUCUGUUUCCCCUCUUCGCCUCUGGCGGACAAACGAUGAUGUGAUGGGCGAUAUGUGCGGCUAUUAUUGCCUUGGGGUCCGCUCCAUUUCAGCACCUGCCGAGCCAACUGUAUGCAUGUACUCCUUUAUUUCCCUCUCAAGCACCACACACAGAAAAAAAGAAAGAAAAAAAACCAGCACCUCCACAUACCCACUCCCACAAACACCCAACCCUGGCAGGGCACCAGGGGCACCGACGGCGGAUAGCCGCGUGUUGAAACGGGGCCAAUCCGGUCAAUUGGAUUGUGGCACACUGGGCUUCGUCCCAGUGGCACCACGUUGUGCAGCUCUGGCACUCG
Gaeumannomyces tritici R3-111a-1 is the source of this 531-nucleotide messenger RNA. RefSeq lists its product as hypothetical. The coding region runs from base 1 to 237 and encodes 78 amino acids. The transcript is spliced from 2 exons. The record is from RefSeq and is a predicted model, not a curated record. Lineage: Eukaryota; Fungi; Ascomycota; Sordariomycetes; Magnaporthales; Magnaporthaceae.